CGCUGAGGCGCUCAGGGGCUGGUGGCGAGGCAGGUUGAAAUGUGCGUUUGAAUGUAAUAAAUCAGUGCGGGGCGUAGGAAGGAGUCUCAAUCCGUGCCGGCGCUAGGAAGUGACGGGAUGGGGCCGCUGGCUCCGCCUGCCGUCAGGAAAGCCUUGGCUCGGAGUUGUGCCGGCGGUCCGGGUAAAACAGGUUAGAGAGCGCCUGGCCCGGCGCAGCCUGCGGCUCAACCGGUGCGCACGGCAAUGCAGAUUCCAGUUUUUACGGUUGAUGCAUUUACACACCGGCCAUUUUCUGGAAAUCCUGCGGCAGUUUGUCUGCUUGAAAAUGACCUGGAUGAAGAUUUGCACCAAAAAAUUGCGACAGAAAUGAACCUUUCAGAAACAGCUUUCAUCAGAAAACUGAAACCUGGAGAUGACUUUACCAAAAGUUCCUGCUUUGGGCUCAGAUGGUUCACCCCAGCCAGUGAAGUUCCUCUUUGUGGUCAUGCUACUAUUGCAUCAGCUGCUGUGUUAUUUCACAUACAAAAAAAUACAAACUCAGUUCUCACGUUUGUGACGCUGAGUGGGGAAUUAAAGGCCAGACAAGUGAAAGAUCAUAUUGUCCUGGACUUGCCACUUUACACAGCCUACCCCCAGGAACUUAAGGAAGUAGAAGAAUUAAUAAAGGCAGCUGUUGGUGACAUGAUUGUUCAAGAUGUCCGUUAUUCUCCUGACACAAGGAAGCUCCUGGUCCGCCUCAGUGAUACUUAUGACAGGUCUGUGUUGGAAAACUUGAAAGUGAAUGCACAACACUUUUUGUCAGCUGAAAAGACAGGAAAAUUGAAAGGACUCAUACUCACUGUUAAGGGAAAUUCCAGUGGAAAAGGCCAUGAUUUUUACUCCAGAUAUUUUGCACCUUGGGUUGGAAUUCUGGAAGACCCUGUUACAGGAUCUGCUCAUGCUGUUUUAAGCAGCUACUGGUCAGAGCAGUUGGGGAAGAAAGAAAUGCUUGAUGUGUAUAAAAUCUAUGUACAGUGUGAAGUACUCCUGGUAAAUACAGGUGUGGAAUGGACAUGCCACGGCUUUUUGAUCUAAAAGGUGAGUGCACUUCAGAGAUGCCUGAAUGCCUCCAGAGGCACUGCUGUUAAAUGAAAUCCUCUAGAUAUUGAAAUGUUCCAUGCAGGCCUGUUUAGUCUUGGACAUAGCAUGAAAUACCAGUGCUUUUGUGUGAGAGAAGGAAUAGGUCAAGUGUUAUUUUCAUAUAAGCUUGUCUAAAAAUUUCUUUUGUAAGUUAAUUUUUGGUUUUUUUCUACUUUGGAAGUUUCUUCCAGAAUAGUAAAGUAAAAUAAAAUGGACCAGUAUCAAAACAAUCUCAGUAAUCCUGACAGGAAAGAGCUAGAGUUCAGACAUUUAAAGAAGAAAAAACCAAACCAACCUUUGAAGAAUUGAAACAAUUAAUCUCUUUAAUUUCAGUCUGUUAUUGUGGAAGACCUCAGUGUGUCUCCACAUCUGGCAAUAAUAAUUGAUCAAUUUUAGCUGGCCUGGGUCUUUUAAGAGUCUAAAAUAUUCACUUCAAUUACAACUUGAAGCAUUACUCCAUUCAUAGAUGGUGUUCUGACAAGUUAGAAACAACCCACAGUUCUAUAAAUGGAAAAGAACAGAAAGUAUCAAUCUCAAUCUCUAAAUAACUCCUGUUUCCACUCUUUCAGAGUGCUUGCUUUGUCUGAGAGUCUAAUCUGAUCAAAGAAGAGCUUUCUUAGCAGCAGUGCCUGAGAAAUAGUUUAAAAGCAUACAGCAUGUAUGACAUGAGAGAGCCUGUGCUCUGUUGGGAUCUGAAUACAAUCUCUACCUAAUUUAUAAAUUGUGGGUUUGAGAGGAAAAACGUGCUCCUUAGCUUUGGACAACUUCUGGAGCAGUUGGAAGUUUAUUGAGUAAGGGGACUGAACAUUAUUGCCUCUUCAUCCAUAUAGAGCCUUUCCCAAAAGCAACACUGUGACCGUGUUCACAGGGGUCCCAGGAUGAGGGAAGAGAUGAGAAAGUUGACUCCAUGUAUCAGAAGGCUUGAUUUAUAAUUUUGUGAUAUAUAUUAUAUUAAAACUAUACUAAAAGAAUAGAAGAAAAUAUUUCAUCAGAAAUCAAGAAUAGGAAAGGAAUAUAUAACAAAGGUUUGUCUCUGACUGAGACAGUCUGGACAGCUGGACUGGGAUUGGCCAUUAAUUAGAAACAACCAGAUGAGACCAAUCCCAGAUCCACCUGCUGCAUUCCACAGCAGCAGAUAAGAAUUGUUUACAGUUUGUUCCUGAGGCCUUUCAGCUUCUCAGGAGGGAAAAUCCUAAGGAAAGGAUUUUUCAUAAAACAUGUCGGUGACACAGCAUUGCUCAAAACUUUUCUAAAUGCCAUCUGAACCAGACCCUUUUCAAAUCAUGCAACUAAAAUGAGACUGCUGAAACGAGUUAGAGACUCCACGUGCUAGGUGAAGACCUGUGUAUGGCUCAGCAGUUCAGACAAAAGCUGAAUUCUCUAAGCAAUUAAAGCAGAAGGCUGUUUCAAUUCAGAUUUAUCCAGUUUCUAUAAAUCAUUAUCUGUUACAUCCUGUGUGAGAAUUUGGUGUCAGUUUCUAACAGCUGAAGCAGCAUCUGUGUUUCUUUGUAGACUUUUCCCACUGCCUUUGUGAGCUUAUCACCGUUUAGCCAGGCAUAUUCUUUGAAUGCAGUAUCAACUUUUGGUGUUCAGUGCCAGUAAAAUGGUCAUUCAUUCUCAUGCAGAUAACACUUGGUGUUCUUCCUUCUUCCCUCCAAAACUGUAUCCCAUGAAGGGAGAAUUCAAGACUUCUUAGAUACAUGGAAGAAAAUAAAUUUGCUGCAACGAAGCAACCUGCCCUUCACUGCUUGUAGGAAGUAGCAGGUUUGUCAGGCUUAAUAAGCAAGGUCUGCUUGGAAAUACACCCUCAGCUGACCUUCAUCCAUAAAGGCAAUUCAUCCAGGCUCUCCCUGGUGCUGCUUGCUUUCUGGAGCCAGAAGCCUCCUUUCCCUGAGUUUUGAUGGGUUUCUAAAUAAUUUGGGAGACACAGUAGUUUUUAACUCUGGG
Molecule: messenger RNA, 3066 nt
Organism: Serinus canaria (Common canary)
Lineage: Eukaryota; Metazoa; Chordata; Aves; Passeriformes; Fringillidae
Gene: PBLD
Product: phenazine biosynthesis like protein domain containing
Exons: 9
Coding region: 244-1074 (276 amino acids)
Biological process (GO): biosynthetic process
Cellular component (GO): cytoplasm
Molecular function (GO): isomerase activity
Source: RefSeq, a predicted model, not a curated record